Lachancea meyersii CBS 8951 is the source of this 624-nucleotide messenger RNA. The record is from the annotation of a GenBank genome assembly. Lineage: Eukaryota; Fungi; Ascomycota; Saccharomycetes; Saccharomycetales; Saccharomycetaceae.
AUGUUCAACAGACUCAUGUUCUCCCGUUCUCUAGCCACUGCGGCCAAGUCCGUCAAGCCUCCUAUCCAAUUGUUCGGUUUGGAUGGUACCUACGCCAGUGCCCUUUUCACAGCUGCUGCGAAGACCACCUCAGUCGAAAGUGCCUCGAAAUCGCUAAACCAGCUGUCGCAAACCCUGGCAAAGGACUCCAAGUUGGCUACCAUCUUGGAAAACCCUGCUCUUUCGGCUGAAGACAGAGCUGUUGUGGUCGAAACUUUGGCCAAGUCUCAGUCCGAUCUGGACGUGUCUGUGUCCAACUUGUUGAAAGUGUUGGGUGAAAACAACAGAUUGAAUUUGUUCGGUGAUGUGACCGCCCAAUUUACCAAGUUGACCGACGCCUACAACGGUCUCGUGCAGGCCACUGUCACCACCGCACAACCUUUGGACGCCAAGUUGUUCAAGAGAGUCGAAAAAGCGCUAGCCAGCUCCAGUCUGGUCGGCCAGGGCAAGACUUUGAAGCUACAAAACGUCGUGGACCCAGCUAUCCAAGGUGGUCUAGUCGUCGAGGUUGCCGACAGAACCGCAGACUUGUCCAUAGCGUCUAAGAUCAACAAGCUCAACCAACUGUUGAACGAAGCCAUCUAA